This is a messenger RNA of Corylus avellana, 1164 nucleotides long. Its product is annotated as sugar transporter ERD6-like 5. The record is from RefSeq and is a predicted model, not a curated record. Gene Ontology annotation, molecular function: sugar transmembrane transporter activity. Gene Ontology annotation, biological process: transmembrane transport; carbohydrate transport. Gene Ontology annotation, cellular component: membrane. NCBI's taxonomy places the organism in Eukaryota, Viridiplantae, Streptophyta, Magnoliopsida, Fagales, Betulaceae.
CUUAUAAAGCAGGCAAUGGGAGUUUCAGAAAUACUCUGCAUCCUAGGGUGGCUUGCAAUAUUAUUUUCGAAGGAUGCUUGGUGGCUUGACAUUGGAAGAUUUUUAGUUGGAUGUGGAAUUGGGGUUCUUUCCUAUGUGGUUCCUGUUUAUAUUGCUGAAAUUACACCCAAGAAUGUUAGAGGAGCAUUUGCAUCACUUUCUCAGCUGAUGAUAGGUUUUGGCCAAGCAUUCACAUUUCUCCUUGGUUCUCUUGUCAAUUGGCGAACCCUGGCUCUAAUAGGAAUUAUCCCAUGUCUAGUAAAUCUGCUUGGCCUAUUUCUUAUUCCUGAGUCUCCUAGAUGGCUGGCCAAAUGCAGGCGCAUAGAAGAGUUUGAAGCUGUGCUGCAAGUCCUCAGGGGAGAAAAUGCUGAUAUUUCUCAAGAAGCAGCUGAUAUCAUAGAAUAUACAGAAAACGUUCAACGGAUAUCUGAAGAUGGAAUUCUAUACCUAUUCAAGUGGACAUAUGCUUAUUCAAUAACAGUUGGAGUCGGGCUUAUGGUAUUCCAGCAGCUUGGAGGACUUAAUGGGUUUACAUUUUAUACAAGUGUGAUAUUUGAGUCUGCUGGAUUUUCUAGUAAGCUUGGGACUAUAGCAGCGGCAGUUGUUCAGAUUCCAAUGACAGUUUUGGGAGUACUCUUCAUAGAUAGGUGUGGAAGAAGGCCACUCCUACUGAUAUCUGUGGCAGGAACAUGCUUAGGUUGUUUCCUCACUGGAUUGUCAUUCUUCUUGCAGGAUCUUCAAAGUGGGAAGGAGCUCAUUCCGAUUUUUGUCCUUAUUGGUGUAUUGGUUUUCUUGGGUUCUUUUCAGCUAGGCUUGGCAGGAAUACCAUGGAUUAUUAUGUCAGAGAUAUUUCCAAUAAACAUAAGGGCUUCCGCUGGAAGCCUUGUGACUUUUGUGAGCUGGAUUGGUUCUUGGAUUAUUGCUGUCACUUUCAACUUUUCAUUUGCGUGGAGCUCAGCAGGGACAUUCUUCAUAUUCGCAGGCAUAUGUGGUGUGGGAAUUUUAUUUGUUGCUAAGCUGGUGCCAGAGACCAAUGGGCGUGCACUAGAAGAAAUCCAAACUCAUAGUCUGCAAUAAUAAGAAAAGAGUAGUUAUAAAUGGCAUUAAACCCGUCAGUUUCAUUAU